This is a messenger RNA of Drosophila mauritiana, 618 nucleotides long. RefSeq lists its product as uncharacterized. The transcript has 5 exons. The record is from RefSeq and is a predicted model, not a curated record. NCBI's taxonomy places the organism in Eukaryota, Metazoa, Arthropoda, Insecta, Diptera, Drosophilidae. The coding region runs from base 25 to 519 and encodes 164 amino acids.
UGUCGUCGUCGCAACCUGGCUGAGAUGCAUCUGCGCCUGCUGUGCCACUGCGUGCAGCCCGCGUGGCCCUGCUCAGCUGCAUCCGCUGGCGAACCCUGGCAACAUACGCAACAACAACUUUUACUUCAGCAACCACCAAAGCAUCAGCAGCCAGCCAGCAUUACAGCAGUCUCCGUGAUCCAGUACCCCCGCCAGAAGGACGGAAGCAUCGAGUCGCUGAGGAGCCUAAGGAGUCAUCACAGAUGCAAAUUGCCGGCCGUCAGCUGUCAUUGCAUUUUUAUUGAGCUGCUGGCAUUAUGGUGGUGGCGUUCGUCUCGUGGCAGAGAAGUCGUCAGUGAGGAUUGUAGCUCGGUCUAUCACCGAGGAAAGCCAGGUGCGCCGCGUCUUGUGGCCAUAGCGUCAGGAUUGGCAGCUUGGGGCCGCCGGUUCGAGAUUUGUUGCAGAGGGCCGCCGCAACGUGAUAGGCAUGGAAAUGAAUGUAAGAAUAGUAUUUGGUACUUUGAGUGGAAUUUAAUUUAAGGUACGUUUUGUGAGGGCUAACUUGGAGGCCCUUUUUAUUGUGUUAUUGCAGCUGGAAUGCCGCGAUUUUGGAGUCAUCAAGUUGGCAAUUAGAUAAGU